AUGAAUAUUUUAUGUAAACAUUGUCAAGCCAAACAUUUUAAAAAUGAAAAAGUUUCAAAUAAAGAGUCAUCAUUUAAUGAUUGUUGCGACCAUGGAACAGUAAAAUUGGAUCCCUUUCCAGAUUUCCCACUUGAACUUCUGACUUUAUUCAAUGGAGAGUACGAUAAAUCAUCCAGUUUUUUUGACGACAUACGUAAUUACAACAGUUCUUUGUCAUUUGCUUCGUUUAAUGUUAAUUUAGUUCAUUUUCAAAUGCGUCGAUCAGCUCCAUACUGUUUUAUAAUCCAAGAGCAAAUCUAUUAUCAAAUAAAUACGGCUUUAUACGCUAGCGGUGAUAAAAAUCCUUCGUACGGACAACUUUUCAUUAUCGAUCAAAACGAAGCUAUAGAUUAUCGAAUGCAACAAAAUCCCCUUAUAGAUUAUGAAUUAAUGUCGAUUUUAGAUAACAUUAUUCGUAAUCAUAAUAGUUAUGCUAAGUCUUAUGAAAUGAUGAAAGAUGAAAUUAGAAUCCAACAGCUUUUAAAAGAAAUGAAAAAUGAUUCUUCUCCUACAGAACUUCAAUUACUGUUUUCGUUAAAACUUGGCCAAGACAGUCGUAGGUACAAUUUUCAACGAGUCAAUGAAGUUGCUGCAAUAUUUUCAACCACUGUUGAUGGAGAAAUACCUGAAUCAUACAUUACUAUAAGAAAUAAAAAUACACAAAAUUUAGAAAUUGUUAAUUCUUUGGAUCCUAAUGUAGAACCAUGGAUUUACCCAUUGUUUUACUCAUAUGGCACACGUGGUUGGCAUACAACCAUGUAUCAUUCAAAUUCCAAUCGUAAAAUUACACUUCUAGAUUAUACUAAAUAUAAAAUAUCUGUUAGAGAAAGUGAGUUCAAUCCAAUUAUACGAGACCGAAGACUAUUCCAACAAUGGAUCGUAGAUAGCUAUGUCAAAAUCGAAAGAGAUAGAAUUCAGUAUUGCAAAAGUCAUAAAAAAGAAUUAAGAGUUGAUACGUACAAAGGAUUACAUGAUCACAUGAGCAAUUCUACAAAUGAUAUUAAUGGCACUAUAGGCAAGACUGUAAUUCUUCCUUCAUCGUUUACUGGCUCACCUUGGUAUAUGCAACAAUGUUAUCAAGAUGCUAUGGCUAUUUUUAAUGAAACAGGACAACCAGAUAUUUUCCUAACAAUGACAUGUAAUCCAAAUUGGCCGGAAAUAACAGAAAAUUUGUUACCAAGUCAACAAGCUGCUGACAGACCAGAUUUAGUAGCCAAAGUUUUCGAUUUAAAAAAAGAUCAUUUACUUGAUAUCGUUAAAAGGGGAUUACCGCAUAUGCAUUUAUUGAUUACAUUAGAACAAGGUUACAAAAUUACUACUGCUGACAUAGUUGAUGAAUUCAUAUUAGCUGAAAUACCUGAAAAUCUAAGCGAUUCACGUUUAUAUAACAUUGUUAUGAAAAAUAUGAUUCAUGGACCUUGUGGUGAUUGGUGCCUGAGGGAUGGUAAAUGUUCAAAAAACUUUCCAAAAGAUUUUAAUCAAUAUGCUACACUGGAAUCGUAG
This is a messenger RNA of Phymastichus coffea, 1542 nucleotides long. RefSeq lists its product as uncharacterized. The transcript is spliced from 2 exons. The record is from RefSeq and is a predicted model, not a curated record. The coding region runs from base 1 to 1542 and encodes 513 amino acids. Lineage: Eukaryota; Metazoa; Arthropoda; Insecta; Hymenoptera; Eulophidae.